Molecule: messenger RNA, 2301 nt
Organism: Capra hircus (goat)
Lineage: Eukaryota; Metazoa; Chordata; Mammalia; Artiodactyla; Bovidae
Gene: NUFIP1
Product: NUFIP1, FMR1 interacting protein 1
Exons: 10
Coding region: 53-1534 (493 amino acids)
Biological process (GO): box C/D snoRNP assembly
Cellular component (GO): nucleus
Molecular function (GO): RNA binding
Source: RefSeq, a predicted model, not a curated record
CCUAAGGCUUGCUGCGCACUCGCACGCAGGGUUGACUACCAGGCGGGUGGCGAUGGGCGACCCGGCUGGUGGUGCUGUUCCUCCCGCCGGGUGGUUCCCAGCCCCCGAGCUGACCCCGACGCUGGGGCCUCUACGCGACCGAGCCUCGCGGCCGAACAACUGGAUGCUGUGGGCGAUGCCGCCGCCGCCGCCGCCCUCGUCGCUUCCCGCAGCAGGGUCCGAGCCUGCCUUAGAGGCACAGCCCCGCGAGGAAGCCCGCACUUUCCCCGGGGCACCUCCCCCCUUCGACGCCCACAUUCUCCCCGGGGCGCAGCCCCCCUUUGACGCCCAGUCCCCCUUCGAUUCUCAGCCUCAACCCAAUGGCCAGCCUUCCUGGAAUUUCCAGGCUUCAGCGUCACGGUACUGGACGCAGUCUCCUGGUGGUUUUCCUUGGCAUCAGCAGCCCCACAGCACUCCAGUUAAACAUUCUUAUUUUCCACGAAAGCAUGAUGCAAGGGUCAAUGACUUCAGCGUCUCUCCCAGAAGAAAACAGAAAAAAAAGAAAAGAAAGGAACCCGUUUUUCACUAUUUUUGUGAUACCUGUGAUCGUGGUUUUAAAAAUCAAGAAAAGUAUGAUAAACACAUGUCCGAACAUACAAAAUGCCCUGAGGUAGAUUGCUCUUUUAGUGCACAUGAGAAGAUUGUCCAGUUCCAUUGGAGGAAUAUGCAUGCUCCUGGUAUGAAGAAAAUCAAGUUAGACACUCCAGAGGAGAUUGCAAGAUGGAGGGAAGAAAGAAGAAAAAACUACCCAACUCUAGCUAAUAUUGAAAGGAAGAAGAAGUUAAAACUUGAAAAGGAAAAGAGAGGAGCGGUGUUGACGACGACACAGUAUGGCAAGAUGAAGGGGAUGACCAGACAUUCGCAGAUGGCAAAAAUCCAAAGUCCUGGCAGACAUCACAAGUGGAAAAAUGGCCAUGCUGAACAGGGAACAGCUGCUGGGUCAGGCAGCCGCUUGGGUGAUGUGAAGCCUGAAAGUCCACGUGAGGCAAAUUCAGACCCCCUGGGUGUUUUGGUAAACACUGACUCUGAGUCUGACAAAGAGGAGAAGCCGCAGAGUGCUGUCAUACCCAAGGAAGUGACCCCAGCGCUGUGCUCCCUGAUGAGCAGCUACGGCGGCCUCUCGGGGUCAGAGAGUGAGCCGGAAGAAGCUCCCAUCAAGACUGAAGCAGACAUUCUGGCAGAAGACCAGGUUCUUCAUAGCAAUACUCCUAAGAAACCAAGUCAAGAUGUUAGAGCAACUGUUAGAAACUCCUCAGAAGCCAAGUGUGAGAGCCAAAAGGGAAGUUUUAAAAACACAAAUCCUAAGAGGAGAAAAAAUAACCUCAACUAUCGAACAUUAUUUGAACCAAGAACACACCAUCCAUAUCUCCUGGAAAUGCUGUUAGCUCCGGACAUUCGACAUGAAAGAAAUGUGAUUUUGCAGUGUGUUCGGUACAUCAUCAAAAAAGACUUUUUUGGACUUAAUACUACUACUGUGAACACUAAAGAUGAAUAGGUAUCUGGUGUUUAGCACACAUGUCUGAAGCAUGUAAGAUGGUAACAACCUCAAGUUUGUGGGUGAAAAUUCUUCUUUUUUCAACUGGAUUAGUAAUUAAAUUGUAAGCCUCAUGGGCUAUCAUGUAGGAUUUUCAAGUCUUUGAUGCUAUAUAAAUAAAUACCUUAUUGAUUUUUAAGACUGUCUAUAUUGUUGGGAUCAUAUGUAAUAUUUGCUGGCAGAAUUCUACUUUGUAUUUAUUGCUGUUGUAUAAGGAAGUCUACUCUUGGGCCAGAUAAGAAUUGAAGAUGCUGGUUUAGUGGUAAGGAAAAAAACUUUAAAAUUUUUUUAAUUCAGCUGAGGAGUACUGUAGGUUGGGGAGAGAAAUACAGUCAUUUUGUUUUUAAUAAAUGAGAGGAAGAGUUGUUUUUUAACUCCUGCAAAAGGAGGGUAUUUUAAAAUAAACCAGAGCGAAUUAAUACGAUGAGAACAUCUUGAAAUUUAAAUUUCUGCUGUUUAUUUCAAAGGACAUGUCGACAUUCACCUAUUGGCAGCUCAGGUAUUGAUCCUUUGAAAUAUUACAGAUAUGGCUUCUGUUUAUGUUCCAGUUCAGUGGAAGUGCUUCUUUUUGGUAUGGUUCAGAACUGGACGUUUUAAAAUUUUUUUCCUGUGAAAAAGUAUGUAAAGUAUAGUACUUGAUGAGGUUCAGUUAAUUUUUUAUGGCAUAAACAGUAAUUUGUGAAAUAUUACAUGAGUUUUAGAGAAUUAAAAUUUGCUUAUAAAGGUAA